AAUUUUUUUUUUUUGUGACACUCCAAUUUCUAUAAAGGCAGCAGCGAAUUAGGGUUUGGCCUAAUCGCCUCUCUUUCUGCCCCAGAGCCGCACCAACUCUUCGUCUCAGAGAUGGCCAAGUCAAAGAAUCACACAGCACACAACCAGUCACACAAAGCUCACCAAAAUGGCAUCAAGAAACCCAAGAGGCAUCGCCACACCUCCACGAAAGGGAUGGACCCCAAGUUUUUGAGGAACCAGAGGUACGCAAGGAAGCAUAACAAGAAGUGUGAUGAGACAGCCACCGAGGAAGAGUAGAAUCCUUGCCUUCUAAACGAGCACUAUUUUGCCAUUAUAGUGUAGUGUCUCAAUGUUACUUAUUUUGGAUUUUGUUUUCUGGUAGUUGGCUGUACUGUCAAACUAGAAAUUUCGAUUUUGGAUUAUUGGUACUGAUGUUUGUUUAAGAUUUUUAAAGCUUUGGAUUAUUAUAAUUAUUCCAUGAUUGUCUUGUUUCUGUA
This is a messenger RNA of Populus trichocarpa (black cottonwood), 497 nucleotides long. RefSeq names its product 60S ribosomal protein L29-1. Gene Ontology annotation, molecular function: structural constituent of ribosome. Lineage: Eukaryota; Viridiplantae; Streptophyta; Magnoliopsida; Malpighiales; Salicaceae. The transcript is spliced from 3 exons. The record is from RefSeq and is a predicted model, not a curated record. The coding region runs from base 112 to 297 and encodes 61 amino acids. Gene Ontology annotation, cellular component: cytosolic large ribosomal subunit; ribosome. Gene Ontology annotation, biological process: cytoplasmic translation.